CAAUCCGAUCCGUUAGAUCUGACCGCCCAACGAGGAUCAUGAGAUUCCCCUCACACCACUUCCAUAUUUAUAAAAUACAUAUAUACAAUCGCACUCAAGUACAGCCCUCGGGUCGGGCUAACCCAAUUCCCACCCCUCCGCCCCCCCCAAUGUAUCCCUAAUUUCUCGCCACGGCGGCCCUGGGUUUCACGCUCCCCGUGUGCACCCGUUUUCUGCGGCUCCGCUUCGUCGCGAGUGGAUAAGACGCUUCACUUGCUUUUUAUACACACUCCUCAGUCAAUCCAACGGCCAUUCUUCAACGGUGACACUCGUCGCGUUUCGGACCGUAGAUUAAACCACGACGACCUGUUUAACCCUGGUUAAAAUUUAACCUCACCCAGCGCAAAAUAAAAUCUUAUCCCUCUUUUUAAGUUCUUGCCCUUCUUUUUAUUUUGCUCUGUUUCCCUCUCUGGCUGUUCAGUUUCUCUCUCUUCUGUAACUGAGGAGUUCGAUUGAAGCUCGUUAAUGGCGUCUCAGAUCUACUUUUGAAACUGAAAGUGAGUGCUUGGUUUCGGAGUUCGAACCUACCGCUGUAGUGUUUAGCUGUGGUAAUUGGUUGGGAGGUUGUGCUUCAAUGGCGUACUCGUUUCCGGAAGAGGUGUUGGAGCAUGUGUUCUCGUUUAUAGAGUGCGAUAGGGAUCGGAACGCGUUGUCGCUGGUGUGCAAGUCGUGGUACGAGGUUGAGCGAUGGUGUAGGAAGCAGAUCUUUGUGGGGAACUGCUACGCGGUGAACCCUGGGUUGGUGAUCAGGCGGUUUCCGGAGCUGCGAUCUGUGACGCUGAAGGGUAAACCGCAUUUCGCGGACUUCAGUUUGGUGCCGGAGGGGUGGGGAGGGUACGUGCAGCCUUGGAUCGCUGCCAUGGCCAGGGCCUACCCCUUGCUGGAGGAGCUAAGGCUCAAGCGCAUGGUUGUGACGGAUGAGACGUUGGAGCUGAUCGCACGAUCUUUUAAGAAUUUCAAGGUUUUGGUGCUGUCGUCAUGUGAAGGGUUCAGCACUGACGGACUCGCCGCCAUUGCCGCAAAUUGCAGAAAUCUCAGAGAGCUGGACCUUAGGGAGAGUGACGUGGACGAUCUGAGUGGGCAUUGGCUCAGCCAUUUUCCUGAUUCUUGCACGUCAUUGGUGUCCCUUAACAUUUCAUGCUUGGGUUCUGAGGUGAGCUUUUCUGCCCUUGAGCGUCUGGUGGGUAGGUGUCCCAACCUAAGGACUCUCAGGGUCAACCGUGCCGUGCCCCUUGACAGGAUUCCAAGCCUAAUUCGCUGUGCACCUCAACUGGUUGAGUUAGGUACAGGUGCUUACUCAGCUGAGCUCCAGCCUGACAUCUUCUCAAACCUAGCUGGAGCAUUUUCUAGCUGCAAGGAGCUUAAGAGCCUAUCUGGGUUUUGGGAUGUGGUGCCAGCUUACCUUCCUGCUAUGUAUCCUGUGUGCUCUGGAAUAACCUCAUUGAACUUGAGUUAUGCUACAAUUCAAAGUCCCGAUCUCAUCAAGCUCAUUACUCAGUGUCAGAAUUUGCAGCGUUUAUGGGUUCUGGAUUACAUUGAAGAUAGUGGUCUUGAGGCUCUUGCAGCAUCUUGCAAGGAACUUCAAGAACUAAGGGUGUUUCCUUCUGAUCCAUUUGGAGUGGAACCAAAUGUAUCCUUGACAGAGCAGGGUCUUGUCUCUGUUUCUGAGGGCUGUCCUAAGCUCCAAUCUGUACUGUACUUCUGCCGUCAAAUGUCGAAUGUGGCUCUGGUUACCAUAGCUAGGAACCGUCCUAACAUGACACGUUUUCGUCUAUGCAUUAUUGAGCCACGGGAUCCUGAUUACAUAACCUCACAGCCACUUGAUGUUGGUUUUGGAGCCAUUGUUGAGCACUGCAAGGACCUCCGGCGUCUUUCCCUCUCUGGCCUCCUCACAGAUCGUGUGUUUGAGUACAUUGGGACCCAUGCUAAGAAGCUGGAGAUGCUAUCUGUGGCGUUUGCUGGAGAUAGUGACCUGGGACUUCAUCAUGUGCUCUCUGGGUGCGAACGCCUUCGGAAGCUUGAGAUUAGGGACUGCCCUUUUGGGGACAAGGCUCUGUUGGCCAAUGCUGCAAAGCUGGAGACAAUGCGAUCCCUUUGGAUGUCUUCUUGCUCGGUGAGUUUUGAAGCAUGUAAGCUGCUAGGUCAGAAGAUGCCUAGACUCAAUGUUGAAGUUAUUGACGAGAGGGGACCCCCAGAAUCGAGGCCAGAAAGCUGUCCUGUUGAUAAGCUUUACAUAUACCGGACAGUUGCUGGGCCUAGGUUUGACAUGCCUGAUUUUGUGUGGACGAAGGAUGAAGACGCCGGGGUUUUCCUGACAGAUGUCCUUCCUGACAAAUCCAGAUCAACUCCUCAGAUCUUAAACAAAAAAUUGCAGGUACAUGCUCCACAUUAGCCACUCAAUCAUUUCAAAUUCAAUUUUCUGAAGCUCAAUACAAAUGAGGUGCCCUUCAGAGUGGAAGGGAGUUAUUGGAGGGGUAUGGAGAGGCUCAAGAGCUCGAAUGCCAUUUGUUUUUCACAUUUGGCCGAGCUACGGGGUAACCAUUGGUGAGGAAUAAAGAGAACAAAACUCUUGCUGCUGCUGUUGCUCAUCUUCUUGUGGCUGUUGUAAUUGGGUAUCAGAGUUUGUGAUUUGAUUCAGAGUAGUUGUCAUAAUGUAUGCUAUUUCAGACUUUUGCAUUAUCUAUGCACUUUGAAUUCCCUUGUAUUCAGCGGGCACUAGUUAUUUUCCAGACGCUUUGUGUUAAUUGUUAGCCUCUUUCAGGAAUAAACUUCUAGCUUCUGGUGCA
Molecule: messenger RNA, 2825 nt
Organism: Malania oleifera
Lineage: Eukaryota; Viridiplantae; Streptophyta; Magnoliopsida; Santalales; Ximeniaceae
Product: protein TRANSPORT INHIBITOR RESPONSE 1-like
Exons: 3
Coding region: 614-2431 (605 amino acids)
Biological process (GO): SCF-dependent proteasomal ubiquitin-dependent protein catabolic process
Cellular component (GO): SCF ubiquitin ligase complex
Molecular function (GO): protein binding
Source: RefSeq, a predicted model, not a curated record